ACCCAAGACUCCACCUACCAAACCCUCAACACAACAACCCAAGACUCCACCUACCAAGCCCUCAACACAACAGACCCAAAUUAGAAUUAUUACACCAUUAACCUGACACAGAGACAGGAUACUGUUAGUUUAGUGUUAGUCUUUGUAACAUUUGUACUUUUGGAAACCCAUUGUGUACCAUACUUUCUCAAUCAUUGUAAACAUAUGUGGAUCAAUAUAAUACAAUAUAUUGAUGUAUACUUUAACUAUAUUGUCAUCAUCUCAACAAUGUGUUCCUCCUCUGCUGAAACAAACAUGGUAACUUCAGAACAGAGAAGUUGACAGUUUUAACACUUAGUCACCACAGAUAGCUGAGUUCUCUUGUGGUUUAGGAGUCUAACCUCCGGCCGGUUUGAAUCAGUUUCCCUCUGCAGCAUAUGUCGACAUGCAGGCACUGAGGUCACGACAGAGAAAUCAACAGGAUGUGUCGUGGGAGAAGGAAGAGAGAGAGAGUCGUGGAAUAAAUAUAUUUUCAGUAGCACUCUGCUGUCAAACUAGCAGCUGACAGAGAAGCUGUUGUGGACCUUACUAUAUUUUAACAUUAUUGUAACUUUGAUAGUAACGUUAACAGUAUAGUAACUGUGGUAGUAAAGUAACUUUAACAGUAUAGUAACUGUUGUAGUAAAGUAACUUUAACAGUAUAGUAACUGUGGUAUUAAAGUAACUUUAACAGUAUAGUAACUGUGGUAGUAAAGUAACUUUAACAGUAUAGUAACUGAGGAGUAACUGUCCAGAAUGAAGAUACUCCAUGUUGUCUCCUGCUUUCUCCUCUCAGCUGUGGUCUGUGUGUUGUCAGGGGUGAUUACAAUGAGAUGGAUACAUACUAUAACUCUGUCUGUGUUUCUGUUGUAGCUGUGGGCUGUGUGUUGUCAGGGGUGAUUACAAUGAGAUGGAUACAUACUAUAACUCUGCCUGUGUUUCUGUUGUAGCUGUGGUCUGUGUGUUGUCAGGGGUGAUUACAAUGAGAUGGAUACAUACUAUAACUCUGUGUCUUGUGUUUAUGUUGUAGCUGUGGUCUGUGUGUUGUCAGGGGUGAUUACAAUGAGAUGGAUACAUACUAUAACUCUGCCUGUGUUUCUGUUGUAGCUGUGGUCUGUGUGUUGUCAGGGGUGAUUACAAUGAGAUGGAUACAUACUAUAACUCUGCCUGUGUUUCUGUUGUAGCUGUGGUCUGUGUGUUGUCAGGGGUGAUUACAAUGAGAUGGAUACAUACUAUAACUCUGUGUCUGUGUUUCUGUUGUAGCUGUGGUCUGUGUGUUGUCAGGGGUGAUUACAAUGAGAUGGAUACAUACUAUAACUCUGCCUGUGUUUCUGUUGUAGCUGUGGUCUGUGUGUUGUCAGGGGUGAUUACAAUGAGAUGGAUACAUACUAUAACUCUGUGUCUGUGUUUCUGUUGUAGCUGUGGUCUGUGUGUUGUCAGGGGUGAUUACAAUGAGAUGGAUACAUACUAUAACUCUGUGUCUGUGUUUCUGUUGUAGCUGUGGUCUGUGUGUUGUCAGGGAUGAUUACAAUGAGAUGGAAAGAAGGAGGAAACGGUCACAUCAACUGCCCUUAUGAUCGGGGGUAUAAGAACAAUCCAAAGUACCUCUCUAAAGGGACAUACAGAAACAGAGUUGUUGUCAUCCAAACCCAUCAGCACCCAGCGUGGACUCAUAAAGGGAGAUUCUCUCUGUAUGACGACACAGAGAGAAGAGUCUUCACUGUGACCAUCACUAACCUGGUCCCAGAGGAUUCAGGGACCUACUGGUGUGGAGUGGAUACAUGGGGACCUGAUCAGCCAACUGAAGUCAGGCUCACUGUGGACAGAGCUCCUGUUCCUCCCAACCCUGGCUCCAUCACCUCCAGACCUCUCCUCUCCACGUCACACAUCACCAUGACAACUGACUCCUCAAACUCCGCUACUGAUGGGACCAAUGGAACAGUAGGAACAACAGCAUCACCACCCACAGACAUGGCUAGAACACAAGGUGAUGUGAUGUUCUCUGGUGUUGUUCUGGGUGUUGUUCUACUACUGCUGGGUCUGCUGCUGUUCAUGUUCUUCAGACAGAGGAGAGACAGAGACAGGAGACCAACAGCAUCCAAACACUCUGCCAGCCUGUUGGUGCCUGACUCCAUGACAACCAACCUAGAUCCAGACACAGGAACCAUCACUAACCCCAUCUACGCCACUACAACCAAUCAGAACCCAGAUACAGCCUGUGACAUCACAACCAUCUAUGCCACGGCAACCAAUCCUUGUCCAGAUUGCCUCUACUCCAAUGUUGGUCCGACAGUGAGCUACACUACUGUCAACUUCCCCAGAGAUCCAGCCUGACUCCACUGUGCUACUGUCAACUUCCCCAGUGAUCCAGACUGACUCCACUGUGCUACUGUCAACUUCUCCAGAGAUCCAUCCUGACUCCACUGUGCUACUGUCAACUUCCCCAGAGAUCCAUCCUGACUCCACUGUGCUACUGUCAACUUCCCCAGAGAUCCAGACUGACUCCACUGUGCUACUGUCAACUUCCCCAGAGAUCCAGACUGACUCCACUGUGCUACUGUCAACUUCCCCAGAGAUCCAGCCUGACUGUCUCCUUCAGUAAAGACUCUGAUGCUAGUAUCCACCCAGACACCUCAUAAUGUACUGCACCAUUAAACACAGAAUUAAUUAAUGUUGUCAUUUGUUCAUGUUUUCAUGUUGUCAUUUAGUCAUUCAUUUGUGCUUUUAAAUAAUUCAUUUAUUUGAUCGUUCAUUUGUUAAUUAGUUCAUAUAUUCAUUUAAUAAUGAAUUCAUUUGUUUGUUCAUUAUUCAUAUUUUUAUUUUCAUAUCGUGUAUUAAUUUAUUUGUUGUUCGUUCAUUCAUCAUUCGCUAGUUAAAUCAUUUGUUCAUUCAUUAUUUAGUUUGUCGGUUCGUCCGUUCAUUCAUUAUUUGUUUGUUAAUUCAUUCAUAUUUUUAUUCAUUUUUUAAAAUAAAUAUUCUAUCAAUUUGUUCAUAUACUCAUUCAUGUAUUUUUGUUUGUUCCUUCAUUCAUCAUUCGUUAGUUCAAUCAUCUGUUUGUUUAGUUGUUAUUUUGUUUGUCAGUCAUUACAUUCACCACGUCCAUUCAUUCAUUCAUUGUUUCUACUGUGAAUGUAACACUGACUUGAACAAACAGAGACAGUUUGUAGCUUUUAGGAACCUUUGAUUAUUCAGUGUUUUUUACUCCACUUGAUGGGAAAUGAGACUAUGUGUAUUUAUCAAUAAAGCACCAAUAUAUUUA
Oncorhynchus nerka (sockeye salmon) is the source of this 3277-nucleotide messenger RNA. RefSeq names its product piggyBac transposable element-derived protein 4-like. Gene Ontology annotation, molecular function: transmembrane signaling receptor activity. The record is from RefSeq and is a predicted model, not a curated record. The transcript has 6 exons. NCBI's taxonomy places the organism in Eukaryota, Metazoa, Chordata, Actinopteri, Salmoniformes, Salmonidae. The coding region runs from base 1540 to 2352 and encodes 270 amino acids. Gene Ontology annotation, cellular component: plasma membrane.